This is a messenger RNA of Balaenoptera ricei (Rice's whale), 4297 nucleotides long. RefSeq names its product zinc finger protein 17-like. The record is from RefSeq and is a predicted model, not a curated record. Lineage: Eukaryota; Metazoa; Chordata; Mammalia; Artiodactyla; Balaenopteridae. Gene Ontology annotation, molecular function: DNA-binding transcription repressor activity, RNA polymerase II-specific. The transcript has 4 exons. Gene Ontology annotation, biological process: negative regulation of transcription by RNA polymerase II.
AUGCCCGCCAAGCGACGUUUAAGCCCGGAACUCCUAAACGUCCAGAGAGCCCCCAAACGACAGGAAGGAACUCCGGAAUUGACGGCGGUGCCCUCGUUUCCGCCCCGCCCGCCAGCUCUUCCGGCUCCGUUCUUUCCACCGGCCGGUGACCCCGGUGACCGAAGCUGCGCCGAUGAGGCCGGCUUAGACGUGGCCAUACAUUUCUCUCAGGAGGAGUGGGGGCUCCUUGAUGAGGCUCAGAGACGCCUGUACCACCAUGUGAUGCUGGAGAACUUUGCGCUUCUCUCAUGACUAGGUUGUUGGCAUGGAGCCCAGGAUGAGGAGCCAUCUUCAGAGCGAGGUGUUUCUAUAGAAGUGUCACUGGCCAGGACGCCAAAGCCAGGUCCCUCCAUCUGGAACGCCCAGCUCUGUGAGACGUGCAGCUCACUCUUGAAAGACAUUUUGUCCCUGGCUGAGCAGGAUGGAAUGCACCCUGGGCAAGGACUAUACACUUGUGAGGCAAAGCUUUGCCAGCACCAAAAACGUCACAUUAGAGAGAAACUUUGCAGAAAGGACAAGGGGAGGCCUUCAUUUGUGAAAAACUGCACUGUCCACAUGACACAGAGGACCUUCACAUGCAGGGAAGGUGGGAAGGACUUCCCAGCCAGCACAGGCCCUCUCCAGCACCAGCCUCCUCAUGGUGUGGGAAAGCCACAUGGGGACAUUGCAGAUGGAGAGGCCUUUCAGAAUGGGCAAAGUGAUUACAAGUGCACUCAGUGUGGGAAAGCCUUCAGCCAUAAACAUACACUUGUUGACCAUGAGAAGAUCUACACUGGAGAAAAGCUUUAUGAGAAUAGGGAAUGUGGGAAGGCCUUUCUUAGAAAGUCCCACCACGAGCAGCAUCAGAAAGUCAGCACUGAGCCUGGGCUUUAUGAGCACUCAGAAUGUGGAGUAUUCUUUACAGAAAUAUCUGGCCUCAGUGACCACCAGAGAAUUCACACAAGGCCAAGGCCUUUUGAGUGCAGCCUUCCUUAGACUGCCCAACUCGUUGGUCACCAGAAAAUCCACACUGAAGAAAGACCUUAUGGUUGUAGUGAGUGUGGAAAAUUCUUUAGGAACUGUUCCACACUCAUUAGACACCAGAGAGUUCACACUGGAGAAAGGCCUUUUGAGUGCACUGAAUGCGGAGAGCCUUCACCUGCAAACAUAGGCUUGUUGAGUACCAGAAAAUCCACAGUGGUGAAAAGACUUGAGUGUAGAGCAUGUGGGAAAGCUUUCAGCCACAAAGACAAAGUUGUUGAGCACCAGAAAAUCCACACUGGAGAAAGGCCUUACGAGUGCAGCGAAUGUGGGAAAUUCUUUAUGGACAGCUCCUCACUCAUUAUUCAUUAGAGAAUUCACACUGGACAAAGACCUUAUGAAUACGGCAAAUGUGGGAAAAAAAUUUUUUAAAUUUAUUUAUUUAUUUUUGGCUGUGUUGGGUCUUCGUUGCUGCACGCGGGCUUUCUCUAGUUGCGGGGAGCGGGGGCUACUCUUCGUUGUGGUGCACGGGCUUCUCAUUGUGGUGUCUUCUUUUGUUGCCAAGCACGGGCUCUAGGGCGCGCAGGCUUCAAUAGUUGCGGCGCACGGGCUCAGUAGUUGUGGCUCGUGGGCUCUAGAGCUCAAGCUCAGUAGUUGUGGCACACAGGCUUAGUUGCUCCACAGCAUGUGGCAUGUUCCUGGAACAGGGCUCGAACCCGUGUCCCCUGCAUUGGCAGGUGGAUUUUUAACCACUGUGCCACGAGGGAAGCCCCAAAUGUGGAAAAUUCUUUAGGUACCACUUCACCCUUAUUAGACAUCAGAGAAAUCAUACUGGAGAAAGGCCUUAUGAGUGCAUCGAUGUAGGAAAUCCUUUUGUUGCAGCUCCACACUCAUUAGACAUUGGACAAAUCCCACUGGAGAAAGGCCUUAUUAGUGCAGCUAAUGAGGGAAAUUUUUGUAGUAAAACUCCAGAGUCAGUACACACUAGCGAGUUCACGUUGAUGUGAGGCCAUAUAAGAACAGCGAAUAAGGGAACAUCUUCACAUACAACUCUGGUCUUGUUAAACACUGUUGAAUUUACACUGGAGAAAUGCCUUCUGAGUGCAGUGGAUGUUGGAAAGUAUAUAGCCAAAACUUCCAUUCAUUUGGCUCCAAAAAGUUCACACCAGAGAAAGAACUUAUGAAGGAAGCAAAUGGGGAAAGGACUUCAGCCGAAAGUCUGCUCUGAUUGGCACUGUGAAGUACAUAUUAUGUACUUCUGGGGUUUUUUUUUUUUUCCUUCUUAUUGUGUUAAAAUACACACACAUAAAACUUGCCAUCUCUUAAGUAUUUUAGUGUGCCGUUCAGUACUGUGAGGUACAUUCACACUGUUGUGCAACCUAAUCUCCAGAGCUCCUCUUGUUUUGCAAAAAUGAAACCCUGUACCCAUUAAAUAACAACUCCUACUCCUCUCCUUCUCCAGCCCCUGGCAACCACUGUUCUCUUCUCUAUCUCCUUGAAUUUGAGUGCCCUAGCUGCCUCAUGUAAGAAGAAUCAUACAGUUUUUAUAUUUUUGUGAAGACUUCAUUUACCAGAAUUUCACAUUUCAUGUAUCACGUGUCCUGUUUCAGCAGUCCCUUCCUUUUUAAGGCUGAGUUAUACUUCAUUGUAUGCAUUUACCACAUCUUUAUCCAUUCAUCUGGUGAUGAAGACUUCCCUUGUUUCGAUAUUUUAGCUGUUGUAAAGAGUGCAGCUGUGAGAACGACUGCACAAAUAUCUCCUUGAGAUCCUGUUUUCAGUUAUUUUCAGUGUAUAGCCAGAAGUGGAAUUAGUGGAUCAUAUGGUCAAUUUUUUUUUUUUUUAAUUUUUGGCUGCAUUGGGUCUUCAUUGCUGCACGCGGCCUUUCUCUAGUUGUGGAGUGCGGCCUUCUCAUUGCAGUGGCUUCUCGUUGCGGAGCACCAGCUCUAGGCGCAUGGGCUUCAGUAGUUGUGGCUUGCAGGCUCAGUAGUUGUGGCUCACGGGCUCUAGAGCGCAGGCUCAGUAGUUGUGGCGCACAGGCUUAGUUGCUCCAUGGCAUGUGGGAUCUUGCCGACCAGCGCUCGAAUCCGUGUCCCCUGCAUUGGCAGGCAGAUUCUUAACCACUGCACCACCAGGGAAGUCCCCAAUCUAUUUUUAAUAUUUUGAACUGUUUCCUUUAUUGGCUGUACCAUUUUAUGCUCUCAUCAAAGGUCCACAGAGUUCCAGUAUCUCCACAUCCUCAUCGACAUAAUUUUAUUUUCUGUUUCAUGUUUAAUAGUAGCUAUCCUAAUGGAUGUGAGGUAAUAUCUCACUGUAGUUUUGUUUAUUUUAGUUUACUUUUUCUUUUUUAUGGCUGCAUCGGGUCUUAGUUGCGGCAUGCGGGCUCUUUGUUGUGGCACAUGGGCUUCUCUAGUUGUGGCAUGCAGAUUUUCUCUUCUCUAGUUGUGGCCCGUGGGCUUCUCUCUAGGUGUGGUGUGCAGGUUUUCUGUUCUUUAGUUGUGGCCCGUGGGCUCCAGAGUGUGUGGGCUCUAUAGUUGUGCAUGCAGGCUCCAGAGCGUGUGGGCUCUGUAGUUUGCAGCAUGCAGGCUCUCUAGUUGAGGAGCGCGAGCUCAGUAGUUGUGGUGCGUGGGCUUAGUUGCCCUUUGGCAUGUGGGAUCUUAGUUCCCCAACUAGGGAUCGAACCUGCAUCCCCUGCAUUGCAAGGUGGAUUCUUUACCAUUGGACCACCAGGGAAGUCCCCUCACUGUAGUUUUGUUUAGCAUUUCCCUAAUGAUUAAUGAUCAUAUCUUCUUGGCCAUUUGUGUAUAUUCUUUGUAAAAAUCUCUAUGUUUACCCCUUUAAAAUUUUUCUUAUUGGUGAGUUGUAGCAGUUCUUUAUAUGAUCUGGAUACUGACCACUUAUCAAAUAUAUGAUUUGCAAAUGCUUUUCUUCCAUUCAGUAGCUUGCCGUUUCACUCUGUUGAUUGUGUCCUUUGCACAGAAGUUUGUACCUUUAUCUAUUUUUGCUUUUGUUUCCUAUGCUUUUCAUGUCAAUGCCAAGAAGUUAUAAAUCCAAUGUCAUGAAGCUUUUCCCCUAUGUCUUCAUCUAAGAGUUUUUGAGUUUACAUCGUACUGUCAGGUCUUUGUUCAUUUUGAGCUCAUUUUUGGGUGUGGUGUAAGGUAAGGGUUCAACUUCAUUCAUUUGAAUGCAGAUAUCCACUGUAAUUUGUUGGAGAGACUGUCCUCCUCCCAAUUCCUCCUUGAAUUGUGUUGGCACUCUUGUUGAUUAUUUGAUCAAAUAUACUGGCUUCCAGUUCUGGGCA